AUGAUAUCACCAAAAGCAGCAUUGUCAUCGUCGAUGAUGUUGGAUAAUGAAAAGCUCCCAGAAUACAGUUAUUCCUUCGGUGUGUACCGAGUGGAAGAAUGUCCGAUGAACCAAUCGGAAUGGGAAGUGGCCGCUGAAAGGCGUCAGUGCAACAAAACACAUGGAUAUCACUGCGCUCCUGACAAAUAUCAUUCGACACUUAUUGAAUUUUGUUACACCAAGAAACGCAUUCUUAUUCACACGGGAAAUUGUGUUGAGCUUGCGGCUGAUGGGAUCCUAAAUCAUGUUAAAUGUCAGAACUUCACCAAUGGAUGUCCAGAAAAACCGUAUUAUAGCAAUGAGUUAUAUACAUAUCCAAACUGCAUGAGUUUAGCGAUCGGCUGUUUUACAUCUGACAAGGAAUGUCUGAAAGAGAGGUUCAAUAAAUUGCAAGGAUCCCGGACAAUCAAACAGACCACGGAAGGGAUUCCUGUAUAUCUAAUAGCACUUCCAGUGUUAAUCUGUUUUGUUGUCGUUAUUGUUCUCAUCUUCAUAUUCAGAAGAAAAGUAUCAAAGAUAAAUCAACGGGAGCAUAAUGGUGAGCUGGAAGAAACGGAGAAUCUAAAUUUUAUUACAGAAGAUUUCCAAGUUUCUCCAAUAGAAGAAAACCAAAGCAAGUAUUUCCUAUGA
Molecule: messenger RNA, 669 nt
Organism: Saccostrea echinata
Lineage: Eukaryota; Metazoa; Mollusca; Bivalvia; Ostreida; Ostreidae
Exons: 7
Coding region: 1-669 (222 amino acids)
Source: RefSeq, a predicted model, not a curated record